Molecule: messenger RNA, 1362 nt
Organism: Humulus lupulus (European hop)
Lineage: Eukaryota; Viridiplantae; Streptophyta; Magnoliopsida; Rosales; Cannabaceae
Exons: 6
Coding region: 1-1362 (453 amino acids)
Source: RefSeq, a predicted model, not a curated record
AUGGCUUGUAACAUAGGUGGGGAUUAUAUUUAUAUUUUUAGCCUUGAUGCUUCAGAGUGUGUUACAACCAGCUAUUAUGUUGCAAGAGUUUCAGGAAUAUAUGGUAGUGACAAUAAGCUUUUGAGCAUGGUUUGUGAACGGGUUAAAUUGGUUGACUCAGUUUUUGUAAUAGGUAGUAUUAUUACAAGAAAAAUGGUGUCUGGAUGUUCAAGCACUUCAUUAGUGGCAUCUCCUAAAAAACAAUCAAUAAAUGAAGUGAAAUCUUUAGACAUACCAUCACUAAGACUGAUAUUGAUGGAGAAUGAACAUUUUACAAGUCCUGUAUCUGUAGCCUACAGGAUACAAGUGUUGAGGAAUAUACGAUCACUACUUUGUUAUGAAGAUUUGGAAGCAUCCACAGCUUCUUGUUCUAGCCAUCUUCUUAAACUAAUCGAUCUAGCGAAGAGUAGUGGGCAGUUGAUACAUUUUCUUUUACAGAGGCGGGUACAAACUAAUAAAGAAAAUGAGUUAUGGUUUGAUAUUGAUAGUCAGCUUGUUAGGUUUUCAAUGCACGAGUUUGUAUUGAUUAGUGGCUUUAAUUGCGGAAAAUCCAAUGACCCAAACUUGAGUAGUCUAAGAAAGAGUAAUAGGCUUAAAAAAGAGUAUUUUAUGGACAUAGAAGGACACAUUAAUCUUACAGAUUUGGAAACUAUGUUUGUGGAUAUGAGUGAAGAAAAUCUAGUAGGGGAGUUGAAAAAAAAGAAGAAAUACAUAAAGAAAAAUCGGGAUCAUUUGAGACUUGCUUUGCUUUAUUGUUUGGAAGGAGUAAUGCUUGCACAUGAGCUUCCACAACCUAUAGGGGAGGAAAACAUGGGUAUUGUUGAGGACUUUGAUGUCUUUAACAAAUAUCCAUGGGGUAGGUUAUGCUAUAAUCUCACAUUAGAUGGUUUAAAGACGAAUUUGAAGAAAAAGUUCGUUAAGUACCAAAAUAAGGUUUGGAUUUAUGAAGCAAUAUUUUUACUUGGAAAUUUAUUUGCAAACCAAAAAGAAGGAAAUGUGACUCCUCGUUGCUUACAUUGGGAAGCAAAAGAGCCUGACUACAAAAAGAUUAGUCAGGCAUUGAAGCUUGCUCAUGGAAAAAUUGGCGUACAUAAUAUCCUCCAUGCUUCUGAGUUAGAGAAGUGCCAACCAUACAUGAAGGAUUUUGAGUUAUUGAAUGAUAAAGUCAAUGACUUGAUUGAUACCUUUGUUAAAAAACUUAAGGUUUGCAGUCCUAUUUUGAGUGAAUACAAUAAGGAAGAAGAGAAGGUUGAUGUUCCAGAUGAUAAAAAAUGUGCCCUUCAGCUUCAAAUGUCAAUCCAAAUCAGAAUUCGGGCAAUGUGA